This is a messenger RNA of Staurois parvus, 501 nucleotides long. The record is from the annotation of a GenBank genome assembly. NCBI's taxonomy places the organism in Eukaryota, Metazoa, Chordata, Amphibia, Anura, Ranidae.
AUGGAUUCCAGGGAGUACGAUCCACAGGAUGAGUAUAAGUCACCAUUUAACUUUGACUGUGGGGUCAAUCGGAAUUAUCUCUUCCUGUCACCUCGCCUGAGCAACACCCCCCCGGAUUCUCCCACUCGGCUCAGCACUGAUUUGCUGAAACCUGAAAAUGUACCAGAAGGAGAAGAUGCAGCUGCGACUGUAAAGGACACGUUAUCAGAUGAAGAGCAGGAAAACCUCAGGAGAGAGCUGGAAAAGGUAGAAGAAGAAAUACAAACACUCAAUCAAGUACUAGCUGCAAAAGAGAAGCGUUUAGCGGAUAUAAAAAGAAAGCUUGGAGUAACUCCUCUGACUGAACUGAAGCAAAACAUUUCCAAAGGCCUACAAGAUGUUGCCUCCACCAAUGUGUACAGAAAAACCUCAGAGACUCUGUCCACUGCUGGACAGAGAGCCUCAGCAGCCAUCUCUACAGUUGGCUCCGUCAUUACAAAAAAAUUGGAAGAUGUAAAGUAA